Messenger RNA from Monopterus albus (swamp eel), 2640 nucleotides. Its product is annotated as palmitoyltransferase ZDHHC2-like. The coding region runs from base 27 to 1082 and encodes 351 amino acids. NCBI's taxonomy places the organism in Eukaryota, Metazoa, Chordata, Actinopteri, Synbranchiformes, Synbranchidae. Gene Ontology annotation, molecular function: palmitoyltransferase activity. The record is from RefSeq and is a predicted model, not a curated record. The transcript is spliced from 13 exons.
UCGCCGUAAGCCAACACCGAUUAAAGAUGGCGCCCUCUCACGCGCUGAGGUGCUGUAAACGGGCUCUGAACUGGAUACCUGUGCUGUUUAUUAACCUGGUUGUCGGUUGGUCUUAUUACGCUUAUGUCGUGGAGCUCUGUGUCUAUACAAUCCCAAAUAAUGCAGAACGAAUCAGCUAUCUGGUAAUCUUUCACAUUUCACUCAUCAUGUUCAUAUGGUCCUACUGGAAAACGAUCUGGUUCAGACCAGCCAGCCCCUCAAAAAUGUUUGGUCUACCCAGAGCAGAGAAGGAACUGUUUGAGAGAGAAGAGCGAGCUGAGGUGCAGCAAGAGGUUCUGAAGAAAGUUGUGAGGAAUUUGCCUGUGUAUACACGCACCGCAGGAGGAGCUGUCCGAUACUGUGACCCCUGCCAGGUCAUUAAACCUGACCGCUGCCAUCACUGCUCAACCUGUGAAAUCUGUGUGCUGAAAAUGGACCAUCACUGCCCCUGGGUGAAUAACUGUGUUGGAUUCUCCAACUACAAGUUCUUUAUCCUGUUCUUGGGCUACGCCUCACUCUACUGUGCAGUCCUUUGUGCUACAGUCGUCCAAUAUUUCAUCAAAUUCUGGACUAACGAGCUGGCCGACACACCGGCCAAAUUCCACAUCUUGUUUCUGUUUUUCGUGGCGGCCCUGUUCUUUAUUAGCAUUCUGUCACUUCUCGGCUACCAUCUGUGGCUCGUAGGAAAGAACAGGACCACUAUAGAGGCCUUUAGGGCUCCUGUCUUCUCAAAUGGUCCAGAUAAAAAUGGAUUUUCUCUGGGCUUUAGCAGAAAUAUGGCUGAGGUGUUUGGAGAUCAAGCAAAGUACUGGUUUGUCCCUGUUUUCUCAAGUCUGGGAGAUGGACAGUCCUUUCUUACCAGAUUGAUACACGUAGAUCCUGAACAAACAAACAGUGUCCUGCAGCAGAAUGGGAAAAGCACCGCUGAAGGGGAGACCGACACUUCUGUGCUCAGUAACAGCAUACAACACACAGUGGACAACAGCAAAGGGAAAAUUGAUGGAGGCCAGACGGUCUCUGUGACAAUGGAGAGUGAGCCAUAGCAGGCACAUCAGUAACAUGCUAUUAUGGUGCCUUAAAGCAGGAGCAUCAGCACCCACACAGGAGCCAUCCUCCACCUUCCUUUUGAAUUUCACAGUGCAGCCUCGAGCCACGUGCUUUUGUUUGUACUUUAAAUGGACCAUCGUUCACCUAGCUAGCACCGCAGCAAUAUUAUUGUGUCAACAAAGACUGCACAGUUACCUCAUAGACUUCACCAGGUCAUAGAGAGGUUUUGUCUUUGUUUUGAGCCAAAGACAUUCAAAUAAUUGAAAGCAACAAACCAGCAAGGUACUUGCAAAGAGAUACUUUGAUGGUAUUAUAACACUGGAGCUUAUUGAGUGUGUUAGCUACGCAAUAGAAAUGUUCAUAUGUUUGUUACUCUCACAUCUGAAGAACUCUGAAGACUGCUCUUUUCCCCACUGUCUGUCUACACUGUCUGCUCACCUGUAUGGAUUAAUUACAUUAUACAUAUCAGCUAGAGAAUCAUCUGUCAGUAUUAACCAAGCACUAAUAACCAAGCUUCAGAUCUGGUUGUGAAUGUGGAGCAGUGGAAGCCACCAAACCUGGACAAAAUGGGGACACAUUUCAACACAGUCAAUAGUGUGCAUGCAGGAUGUUUGUUCUGUUUUUAAUUCCAGGCACAGUGCAAUUAUUAAGACCAGUAGGGUCAACUUUAGUCUACAACACUGAACAGAUUAAAAGAACCUUGUGUUUACUUUUUUUAUUUUCAUUUUUUUAUAUAAAUGUGAGGAUGAAAUCUUUUAACUACAGUUAAAGUUACAAUAAGUUUUUCAUUGUACUGUAAAUAUUUGUAAUUUAGUUGUGUUCAAGCUUUUAUAAAUUAAUUGUAAUUCUUUCAAUGUCUUGAUUUUAUCAUAAUGGCUUGUUUGUUUGUUUAUUUAUUUCUAAAGGUUUACAGUAGAUGGUCCUGUUGUCCUUAUAAGGUCACAGAAUGUUUUUAGACUUUUGCUACAGUACAUUUCUUUUUUUAAUGUUUCACUUUUAAUUUGAAUGAAUUUGAAGAAUUUAUGAUUAAACACGUCUUCCUUCCAUUUGAUUUUUCAGUGUGAUAAGAUGUAUUUGAAAGUUUGGAAAGCAAAGUACACAAAAUGUCACCACAGUGAAGACCAUUAAAAGAUAAUGUCGCAACACUCUGUCCUUGAGCCUAAACCAGAGAAGAUGAUAAGGUGGACUUUUAUAUACCAGUGGUGAAGAAGUGGCAUCAUAAAUGCCUCUCUCUGUACUCCCAGCUGCUGUUUGGUUAUAUUACACUCUUGGUGGCAAUGAUGCACAGUGUGAAGUAUGUCUGAGUAUCGGUACGUGAAAGUGUGUACAUGGUACUGGCUGAGUGGUAACCCAUGUCACUGUACUCAGUGGUUUAAAGACUAACAUUUUGACUGAACUUGUAGUUUAGACUUUUUUUAUUGAAAAUUAUUCAGGCAGGGCAAGUUUGACUGUUCUGUAACAAUAAAUGUAACAAAAGCUACAAGGUGUGAUUAUUUUAAACAGUGAUUGACUAAUUUGGAACGUUUUACAAAAAUUUGACAAAGAGAUGAGACU